AGUAGUAGCAGCAGCAGGAGGAGGAGCCUCAGCAGCAGCAGCAGGCAGAGGAGUAGCGGCUUCAGCUGCAGCAGCCUCAGCCCCGGCGGCUGCAGGCAGGGGGUCAGCCGGCUCCGGGGGCGGCCGGGCAGUGCCAGACGGGAGUGGUCGCGCCGGUGGCCCGGAGGCAUCGCGCGGAGCUGGGGCUGGGCUCCGGCCGCGGUCCCCCACGAGCGCGCAGACCCGCAUAUUUUGCACAUGAGUUCAGAGGAAAAGGAAGUGUAAGCGGCGGCGGCGGAGCGGGGUGCCCGGCGCCCGGGGCGCACGGAGGAGCGCGCGGCCGGCGCAUCACCCCGAGGACAGUCCGGCUGUGCCCAGCCCAGCUCGGCGGGGGAACCCCGCGCGCCGCCCUCCCCCCCUCCCACCGCGCACUUUGCGCGCCCCUUCUCUCCACCCCCGGCCGCGGAUACGCAAAUUCCCUCCCACGCAACCCCUCCUCUUCAUGGCACAAACUUUCCUCCCGGGACAGAUCGGGGCAGCGACCGGAGCCGACUCCUGCACCUCUUCUGCCGGCCGGCUCUAAGAGGCAGCUGUUGAAAUGGGUUGUGGAUUAAAUAAGCUAGAGAAGCGUGAUGAAAAGCGGCCUGGUAAUAUUUAUUCAACUCUGAAGAGGCCUCAGGUAGAAACCAAGAUCGAUGUGGCCUACGAAUACCGCUUCCUGGAGUUUACCACGCUGAGUGACGUGGAACUCCCACGGUCCUCUGCGGUCAGGCUCUCCUCCUUGCGGGAUCUCCCCACUCAGCUUCAGGAGCUGUACCAGCAGGGCUUCACCCUGGUCGCCCUCCACCCCUUCGUACAGCCCACCGACGAGCGAGAGAAAACUCCCCAGGAGCAAAUAUUCCGGGCCGUGCUGAUCAAGAAAACCGAGAGAUCCCAGAAAAAUGAUUUUCAUAAUGAAGGUUACAUCUUGGAAUUAGAUUGCUGUUCCUCCUUGGACCACCUGACAGACCAAAAAAUCAUCCCAAAUUUCAUUAAGAAAAUCCAAGAUGCCGCAAGUCGAGGCCUAGAAUUUGUGGGCGUCGUCCCUCAGUACCAUUGCCCCGGGAACUCUGCAGGGAGCAGCCCGCUGACCCCCACUGCCAACGGAUCAGGGGAGUCGAGAGAUGGGAAAAACACGUCAGACCAAUCCGAAGACCUCUCAUCCUUGGAUAGGGAGACCCCAGGGUCGGCGGAUAUGUGCAGCACACCAGUGGGGUCUCAGGGCAACCCAGAGCCCCAGGAACACGGGGCAGGCGAUAGGCAGGUGGCUGAACAACCGAACUUAUCCUCCAUAGGGGGAAAUGGAGCAGAUUCACCAGAGAAUGUAGAUGGAUCCUCACCAGGACAGACAAUCACAGCAGACAAACUGGGAGGUUCAGACCCACUGGCUGGAAAAAUGGAGAUCUUCACCAUUUUCAACAAGCCGAAGAGCCAGCAGCAGCGAUGCCGACAGUACUACACGGUCACCAUCCCGCUCAGGGUCUCCAAAAAUGGACGUACGGUCAACAGCCUGGACGCGAACUGGCUGGAGCACAUGAGCGACCACUUCCGGAAGGGGGGCGUGCUGGUGAAUGCCAUCUUUUAUCUCGGAAUGGUCAAUGAUUCCUUACAUGGCUUGACAGAUGGAGUAUUCAUCUUUGAAGAUGUUUCCACAGAGGAGAACAAAACCGUACAGGGCUACGACGCCAUUGUUGUUGAACAAUGGACCGUCCUGGAAGGUGUCGAAGUGCAGACCGAUUACAUCCCACUACUGAACUCGCUGGCCGCUUACGGCUGGCAGCUCACCUGUGUGCUCCCUACGCCCAUCGUGAAGACCAACAGGGAGGGAAAUGUGGCCACCAAGCAGAUCGUCUUUCUUCAGAGACCCUCUCUACCUCAGAAAGCCAAGAAGAAAGAAUCCAAGUUUCAAUGGCGCUUCUCCCGUGAGGACAUGCACACCCGGCAGAUGAGAAAAUCGAAGUCUAAACUAAGUGCCCGAGAAAAACAGAAAACGGAAGAAAACGAGAAAAAUCAGGAAGACCUGUUUUCCAAAGCUGGAGAUGUGGGGAAUUGCCUGCCUGCUUUAAAUCAGGUGGAUGGGCUCACAAGUGAGGAGGGGGAGGGGGCUCCUGAGGAGCUUGAUGGGGCUCUUCAGGGGGCAAAAGGUGAAGAAGAGGCGAAUCCUAGCUUGGAGUUGAACGGGACUACUGACCACAGCGUCCCCUGUGAGGCAGUGGUCACCUGCAAUGGAGAGGAUGACCAGGAGGAAGGGUCCGCAGCGGCCGCUGGAGCAGAGCCUCCCGUGGCAGAAGAAAUCUGACUCAAAACCAUUUUCUGCGAAUUGAGAAGAGUUUGGCUGACAGCCAUCCUCGGGAGGACUUAGGCUCAGACCGCCAUUUGACUUGGCAGUAUGUGUUCCCUGUCCACACCGACAUGGUCUCUUCUUCAAAAGCGAACUCCACACUCCCUCACUCUACCACAUUUCAUUUCUGCACAUAUGUUUGAAAGGUCUUAAAGUGUAAGGGCAGUUUCUCCUGGUGUCUCAGAACCCAGGCCCCUAGCCCAAAAGCCCCUCACUUGCUUUCUUUCCCUGGGGUUUAAACAAACUAAUGCAAAUUUCCUCUUUUGGGGAGCUUGGGGAAAGUUCAGGUGGACCUUCCUGGGCCAGAACCAAGUUUCAGCCAGCCCGUAAAGAAUUCCAAACCCCCAUGGCUCUCUGCCACUACUGCCUAGUGCUUUCCCAGGGUCAGCAAUACCCAGGGGUCCAUGUUUCCCCACCCUUUGAAGUCCCUAGAUACUCACUACUAGGCAAGGAUUGGUACCAACUUCCCUAUGGAGAUCCUGAGAGUAUUCCCAUAGACAAUCAUCUGGGGAUGAAAAGCUAAUUCUGUUUGCUCACCUGUUGUUGGAGAAGUUCAUUUAAGUGCUCUCUGUUUGUGUCAGUUCCCCCCCCCCCAAAUAAAAGAGUUUUUGUACCCAGUAUGUCCAGUGCACACAUUUGCUUUGCCAUCAUUCUGGGGCAACCACAUUUGGUUGGGCACCCUUGCUUCAUACAGUUGUAAUCAGUGUAUCAUUGACGGAGUUGGUGCGCUCUGUGAUGCUGUGUCUAUGAAGUAUGCGUGUUGUCUAGAAAGCUUUGUUCAGACUGGUAAACAUUAGGAAGAACACUCAAACUGUAUUUACCAAAACAAUGACCGGCCCUUUCUCUUUCCUGCUUGUUACUUAAAGCAAUAAAUCACCUUGAGUUUA
Molecule: messenger RNA, 3246 nt
Organism: Trichosurus vulpecula (common brushtail)
Lineage: Eukaryota; Metazoa; Chordata; Mammalia; Diprotodontia; Phalangeridae
Gene: RFTN1
Product: raftlin, lipid raft linker 1
Exons: 10
Coding region: 578-2317 (579 amino acids)
Source: RefSeq, a predicted model, not a curated record